AUAUGCUAGGAAGUUUUGGACUCGGCUAUUCAAUCAAGCAAAACAACACCAAACAAAAACAUGACCAAUCUCUUACAUCUUUUCCUCCUCCUCCUCCUCCGCUCCGGCUUCAGCUCGGGUGGCCCUCUCUACCAUACCUGUGGCCUCAGUAACUACACUUCCAAUAGCGACUACAAAUCAAACCUCAAUCAACUCCUCCGCAUCCUCACCUCCACCAACUCCUCCUUCACCACCAACACAACUGGUUCGACCCCGAACACCGUCUACGGCCUCUUCCUCUGCCGAGGUGAUGUCGGUCUCUCCAAUUGCCGCGCCUGCAUCCAAAACGCCACGAAAGACAUCGGCUCCCUCUGCCCCAGCUCAAAAGAAGCCACAGUCUGGUAUGACAACUGCGAGCUCCGAUACUCUGAUCUGCGCUUCUUCUCCUCACUCGACUACAGAGGCUCUUACUUUUUGGCCAACCCGAAGAACGUUACCAAUAAUGUUGAAGGUUUCAUCAGGCUGCAGAAGGAGCUUCUGGAUGAUAUUACAAGCUACACCGCCUACAACUCUCCUACUAUGUUCGCCACUGGGACGGCGAUGAACGAGACCAACAGCAACGCCAGCUUCACGCUGAGUGGACUGGCGCAGUGCACGAGGGACCUGUCGGCUGAAGAUUGUGGUCAGUGUUUGAUAGUGGCACGGGCCAUGUACACUGGUUCUGAAGCAAGCACAGGGGGGAGGAUUCUUACCAAGAGCUGUAAUUUUAGGUAUGAGAUGUAUGGGUUUUAUCAAGGGAAGCCGGAUGUUCUGCUUAAUCUCACGACUCCAGUGAAAACGCGGACUCCGCCGCCUGCUCCGGACACUCAUGAGGCUCCAGCUAGAGAAGGAAGCAAGAAUAACACCAAGAAGGUGCUAAGUAUCAUCAUUUCAAUUGUAGUCGCUGUGAUGCUUCUAGUUACCAUAUGCAUUUACUUCUGGAAGAAGAGAGCAACAAAACUCACUCUCGGCAAGCACAGAGCUAAGUCAGGCAAGACAAACCUGGAGGAUGACUUGUUACUACUAGAUCUGUCUACUCUAAAAGUUGCAACAGAUUAUUUCUCAGAAGCAAAUAAGCUCGGAGAAGGUGGAUUUGGUUCAGUCUACAAGGGGAAACUUGCAGAUGGACAAGAGAUAGCUGUAAAGAGACUUUCCACAAGCUCAACACAAGGAGUAGAAGAGUUGAAAAAUGAAAUUUUAUUGCUUGCUAAACUUCAGCACAGAAACCUCGUCAAGCUCCUUGGUGGUUGCCUAGAAGAACAAGAGAAGUUGCUUGUUUAUGAAUAUGUGCCUAAUAGGAGUCUGGACAACCUUUUGUUUGAUCCUGUCGAAUGCAAACUAAACUGGAGUGAAAGGUUUAAUAUCAUAGGAGGAAUUGCACGAGGGCUAUUCUACCUACACGAAGAGUCUCACCUAAAUGCUAUACAUCGAGACUUGAAAGCUAGUAACAUCCUGUUGGAUACAGAUAUGACUGCAAAAAUUUCAGAUUUUGGUUUGGCAAGGCUAUUUGGUGGAGAUGAGACGCAGGGCACCACAAGUAGAGUGGUGGGAACUUUUGGAUACAUGGCACCGGAGUAUGCACUGCAUGGGCAUUUCUCCACCAAGGUUGAUGUUUUCAGCUAUGGAGUGCUUGUUUUAGAGAUAAUUACUGGAAAAAUGUGUAGCAGAUUUUAUGACUCUGAGCGUGCCGAAGACUUUCUGAGCUAUGUAUGGGAGCAUUGGAGCAAUGGUCAAAUAUUACAGAUUGUCGAUCCAUCUUUGGAAAUUUUUUCCAAGAAUGAGAUACUAAGAUGCAUCCACAUAGCAUUAUUGUGUGUUCAAGAAGUUCCAGAUGAAAGACCUUCAAUGUCAUCAGCUGUUAUCAUGCUCCACAGUCCCUCAGUGCCCCUGAAAUCUCCUACAAAACCUCGGUUCGCCAGAGGAAUGAUUAGCUCUAGUAUGUUACCAAAGUCUACAGAUAUGGGUUCUAGUGAUGAGUUUGCAAGGAUGGUGUUACCAAUUUCAGUAAAUGAUGUUUCCAUUACAGAAAUGCAACCACGGUAGAUACAGACAUAUCUGAAUAAGUUCUUCACAUCUUGGACAGGACAGCUACAUCUUAGAUGAUUUUGUGAAUGACUUCUUUAUGUAGUAAUUCAUCAUGAUCCUAAUCACCGUUAUCAUUAUCAUCAUCGACACAUUACUUGUAAUAGCAUGGUCAACUAUGGAAUCUAAAAAUAAUUAUAGAAGGCUAUACGAAAAGAA
Molecule: messenger RNA, 2259 nt
Organism: Asparagus officinalis (garden asparagus)
Lineage: Eukaryota; Viridiplantae; Streptophyta; Magnoliopsida; Asparagales; Asparagaceae
Product: putative receptor-like protein kinase At4g00960
Exons: 7
Coding region: 61-2061 (666 amino acids)
Biological process (GO): protein phosphorylation
Molecular function (GO): protein kinase activity; ATP binding
Source: RefSeq, a predicted model, not a curated record